AAAAUGCAUUUUUAUAGAGAUGUUGGGAAAGGCUUGCUUGAAAUUACACGUGGGACUUUUUACUAGACAGGCGCUUUGACCAGCUAAGCAACAGGGCUCCCCCUCGUGUGGGGCUUUUAGAAUGUAGCAACCACUGACACACCGGGAAGGAUUAGGCCAUCAGGUGAGAAGGUGGCCGACCCUGACUGGCUGGAAGCAGACGCAUUCUAGUAGCUGAUUGGUCCACAGGUAGCGUGGAGCUUGUCACGUCCUCAGGCUCCCAGCAUUCAGUCGUAGCCUUUCGGACAGCUUGAAGCCUUCUGUGGAGAGCUCAAAGCCUUCUGUGGAGAACUCAAAGCUGUCCGUGGAGCCCCAGACAAGCCAAAGCCCACCUUCUCCUCGGUCUGAACUGUCUUGAAGAUGAGUAACAGUGGGUUUGGGAGCUAUGGCAGCAUUUCUGCUGCUGAUGGAGGGAGUGGAGGCAGUGGCCAACUGUGCGAGAGAGAUGCAGCUCCUGCUAUUAAGACCCAAAGACCUAAGGUCCGAAUUCAGGACGUUGUACCGUGUAAUGUGAACCAGCUUCUCAGCUCUACUGUGUUUGACACUGUGUUCAAGGUUAGGGGAAUUAUAGUUUCCCAGGUCUCCAUCGUAGGGGUAAUCAGAGGGUCAGAGAAGGCUUCAAAUCACAUUUGUUACAAAAUUGAUGAUAUGACCGCGAAACCAAUCGAGGCCCGACAGUGGUUUGGUAGAGAGAAAGUCAAGCAAGUGACUCCAUUGUCAGUCGGAGCAUAUGUCAAAGUGUUUGGUAUCCUCAAAUGUCCCACGGGAACAAAGAGCCUUGAGGUAUUGAAAAUUCAUGUCCUAGAGGACAUGAACGAGUUCACUGUGCAUAUUCUGGAAACAGUCAAUGCACACAUGAUGCUGGAUAAAGCCCGUCGUGAUACCACUGUAGAAAGUGUGCCUGUGUUUCCAUCAGAAGUGGAUGAUGCUGGGGAUAACGAUGAGAGUCACCGCAUUUUCAUCCGGGACGAAGUGCUGCGUUUGAUUCAUGAGUGUCCUCAACAGGAAGGGAAGAGCAUCCAUGAGCUCCAGGCUCAGCUCUGCGACCUUAGUCUCAAGGCCAUCAAGGAAGCGAUUGAAUAUCUGACCGUCGAGGGACACAUCUAUCCCACUGUGGAUCAGGAGCAUUUUAAGUCUGCUGACUGAGGCAGGGAAAACAUCCUUUCCUUUUCCAAAGAUCCUUGCAUCCAGCUGAGAGUAAUUUUGACCUGUUGACUUUUUAGGAAGUAGGACAAAAAAAAAAAAAAAAAAAAAAAUCUCAAGUGGCAUUCUUUGUCAACUCGCUGCUUUUCUAACUGCUUUGAACUCUUCAGAUUUUCUAUAUUUGAAGCUGAGAGAGAGAGAUGGUGAUGGAUAAAUUGACAACUCUGUAGGAUUUACUAGCAAGCUAAUGGAAACAUGAUGAUUUAGGGGGAAGAAAAACAACAGAAAAUGUAGAAAUGUAUUAUUUAAUUGUGUUGGAGCUUCU
Rhinopithecus roxellana (golden snub-nosed monkey) is the source of this 1507-nucleotide messenger RNA. RefSeq names its product replication protein A4 (gene RPA4). The transcript has a single exon. The record is from RefSeq and is a predicted model, not a curated record. Bases 400 to 1185 code for a protein of 261 amino acids. Gene Ontology annotation, cellular component: DNA replication factor A complex; nucleus; chromosome, telomeric region. Gene Ontology annotation, molecular function: DNA binding. Gene Ontology annotation, biological process: double-strand break repair via homologous recombination; nucleotide-excision repair; DNA replication. Lineage: Eukaryota; Metazoa; Chordata; Mammalia; Primates; Cercopithecidae.